AGCAUGGCAGAGAUCGAAGAUGCGGACAAGGUUAUCUGUGCGAUGAGGUCCUCGGUGCCAACCUACUACUGGUGCACCUGCGGGCGUUCCAAAAAGCAGCCGUUCUGCGAUGGCUCUCACCAAGGGACUGCGUUCAAGCCCAUGUCCUACACUGCAACGGCAACUGAGCAGCGAAAGCUGUGCCAGUGCAAGCAGACGGCCAACGCUCCCUUCUGUGACGGCAGGCACAAGAAGCUGCCAGAGGAUGCGGCCGGCAAGGCCUUGCCCCGAACUCGGGCCUAAAGGAGCAGGAGCGUGUUGUUCUUUUCGAUUAUUCAAGUCGAUUUGGAGAAAAUUUCUUGCUCGGA
Messenger RNA from Guillardia theta CCMP2712, 347 nucleotides. RefSeq lists its product as hypothetical. The record is from RefSeq and is a predicted model, not a curated record. NCBI's taxonomy places the organism in Eukaryota, Cryptophyceae, Pyrenomonadales, Geminigeraceae. Bases 4 to 282 code for a protein of 92 amino acids. Gene Ontology annotation, molecular function: 2 iron, 2 sulfur cluster binding. The transcript has 3 exons. Gene Ontology annotation, cellular component: intracellular membrane-bounded organelle.